Messenger RNA from Lottia gigantea (owl limpet), 906 nucleotides. RefSeq lists its product as hypothetical. Gene Ontology annotation, cellular component: nucleus. Gene Ontology annotation, molecular function: protein-macromolecule adaptor activity; protein binding. Gene Ontology annotation, biological process: proteasome-mediated ubiquitin-dependent protein catabolic process; mitotic G2 DNA damage checkpoint signaling. The record is from RefSeq and is a predicted model, not a curated record. The transcript has 7 exons. Lineage: Eukaryota; Metazoa; Mollusca; Gastropoda; Lottiidae. Bases 1 to 906 code for a protein of 301 amino acids.
AUGUUUUGUCAGCGUCAAAUAAGAAUUCAACAACAUUUUUUACUUCAUGAUAAAUUAUGUUUUCUAGAAUGGCAAGCUCAUAACAAUGCAGUAUUUGACUUGGCCUGGAUGGAGAAAGAAGAGAAAUUACUAACAGCUUCAGGUGAUCAGACAGCUGUUUUAUGGGAUGUCAAAACUUCACAGAAACUAGAAACAUUUAAAGGUCAUACCAGCAGUAUAAGAUCUGUUGCUUUUAGAAAAUUUGAUGAUUCGGUUUUAGCAACAGGGUCUAGAGAUGGUCAUAUUAUGUUAUGGGAUAAAAGAUUGAAUCAUAAAGAUGGUGCUAUCCCUGCAUACAAUACUAUUAAAAAUGCCCAUGUUAUUUCUAGUGCUAAACAAAAAAAGAAAAAUAGGCUUGGGCCAGCAUUGGACAGUCAACAGAGUGUCACAGUUGUAACAUUUCAAGAUGAGAAUUUAUUAAUCUCUGCUGGAGCUGUUGAUGGGUUUAUAAAAGUAUGGGAUUUAAGAAAGAAUUAUACCAAUAUUUCUACUGAACCAAUGUCUAGAUAUGUUUUCCCUUACUCUGGUAACUGUCAGAGGAGACAUGGUUAUUCAUGUUUAACAUUAGAUAGUUAUAACAGUACAUUAUAUGCUAGCUGUACUGAUGAUGUUAUUUAUGUAUAUGAUGUUAUUACAUAUAAUCAACAGCCAGUAAAAACUAUAAGAGGACAUAAGAACACCACAUUUUAUAUUAAAACAUCACUCAGUCCUGAUAAUAAGUUUUUAUUGAGUGGCUCCAGUGAUGAAAUGGCGUAUAUUUGGCAAGUUGAUAAAACCAAUAACUCACCAGUUAUAUUAAAGGGACAUAAUGCUGAAGUUACUAGUGUUGCCUGGUGUCCACAUGAUAUGACUAAGGUAAGUAAUUAA